UGACGUCACGUGACGUAGCUCCCGGGAGUCUCGCGGUGACAGCUCAGCUCAUCGAUAGAAAAGAAAGGAUUUGGAAAUGGAGAUGGCAGAAAAGACCGUUCUUUAGACGACUAAAGAUACACUUAGCCAUGUCAGAAUCUCUUUAUGAGAAGUUUUUGGCCCCAGAGGAGCCUUUCCCUCUCCUCUCACAGAGAGCCAAUCUCAGUGAUGUGGGGACCCUGGAUGUCAGCGAUUUUGGAUGUCAGCUGUCCUCUUGUCACAGGACAGAUCCUCUGCACCGUUUCCACAGUAACAGGUGGAACCUGACUUCCUGUGGGACCAGUGUUGCCAGUUCAGAGUGCAGUGAGGAGCUCUUCUCCUCCGUGUCUGUCGGAGAUCAGGAUGACUGUUACUCCCUUUUGGAUGAUCAGGAGCUGACAUCGCUGGACUUGUUUCCAGAGGGUAGUGUUUGCAGUGAUGUUUCCUCUUCCAUCAGCACCUACUGGGACUGGUCUGACAGCGAGUUUGAGUGGCAGUUGCCAGGCAGUGACAUAGCCAGUGGCAGUGAUGUCCUUUCUGACAUCAUUCCAAGUGUGCCAAGUUCACCCUGUCUGUUUUCCAAGAGGAAGCCCAAGCCCCACCCCCACCGCAACCUGGACGAGCUGCCAUGGAGUGCCAUGACCAACGACGAGCAAGUGGAAUACAUUGAGUACCUGAGUCGGAAGGUCAGCACAGAGAUGGGCCUCAGAGAACAACUGGACAUCAUUAAGAUCAUCGACCCCUGUGCUCAGAUCUCCCCCACUGACAGCGAGUUCAUCAUAGAACUCAACUGUCUCACUGAUGAGAAACUCAAGCAGGUGAGAAACUACAUCAGAGAGCACAGCCCGAGGCAGAGGGCCAGCAGCACCAGAGAGGGCUGGAAGAGGAGCAGUCACAGCAGCGCCAGCACUGGAGGAGUCAGUGGAGCCAGCAGCAGCAACGCCAGCAUGGUCAGCUCAGCCAGCUCCUCCACCAGCUCCACAGCAUCCAACUCUGUGGCUGGGGCUACUGCUUCAGCCUGCAGUGGAAGCAGUGUUGCCAACAUAAGCAGAGCUCACAGUGAUGGAAACCUCUCCAGUGCUGCAGAACGCAUACGAGACUCCAAAAAACGUUCAAAACAGCGUAAACUUCAGCAGAAAGCCCUUCGGAAGCGACAGCUCAAAGAGCAACGGCAGGCCCGCAAGGAGCGUCUGAGCGGACUGUUUCUGAACGAGGAGGUGCUGUCGCUGCGGGUGACGGAGGAGGACGACCACGGAGACGACCUGGACAUACUGAUGUGACACCAGUGAACCAAUCAGUGCUCCCUCUACGCCUGCUCUCUCACCGCCAAGCCGCUGCCAUAGAGCAUCCAGACCGCACUAACCCAUUCACCCAACCACACAACUGCAUGUUUUAGCUUUGAGUCGUGGCUCGUAGUAACGCAUUUUUUAAGAUGGACGUCUGAUGCCAGUAGCUUCUAGCAUAGCUUGAGAUACAUUUAAAGUAGUGGUGCUGGUGUCCAAACAUAUAGCUGCUCUUGUCUAGUUAGCUCUGCUAGUCGAGCUCCGGUAGCCCUGCUGAAAUACUGCGAAUACUUUGAUAGUACUGACUUCUGUUUUUGUUUGCGUUUAGAUGGUGCUAAUGCAUUACAGCCUAGAAGCUUCAGAUGUGCAUUCACAUCCACCUCUAAUGUCAGAUACUUGAGCUCAGUGUAAAGAGCAUAAAGCUGCUUCUACAUGUGACCGCUUAUGUCCGCUGCUACUAAUAACAGCCUUCAGCUGCAGAAGGACAGAUCAGGCACCAGACCAUGGAGUUAGGCCACUCUCCACAGCCCCUCUGCAGUUCAUUCACAACUAUCAAAUCAUCAUUUCUUUACUAUUUAAACUGUUGAAGAAGCAAGAAGUCAUAGUCAUACAGGUUGCUUCUAGUGACAGCGUACUAAAAAAAAAUGGUGAGUAUAGACAUUUUCUUUGUAAAGCUAAGUGUUCUUAAUGAAGUAUCUUCGCCAUUCGGAAAGCUCCUAAGGUGACAGAGGAGUAGUUUAGAGGAUGACAAAAAAGGAGAAAGUGGCAGGAAGAGAGAAAUGACAAAUUCACUGAAUGACUUUGGUAAAAACUGAUGAGACGGUGCUCAUACACCAACAUGCAGGAGCAUAACUGAAUGUCCCAUGUGCAAUAUUUAGAGGUUUAAUCGAAGAAAUUUAAUGAUCGUGUGUAAUUACCAGAAAACGACAACUAUUGUGUUUGUUAUGUAACUGUUUUGUGGUGGUCACCAUAGCGGAGGGUGUUGCUUAGAUGUAAAUAUUAGACGGUAAUACAACAAUAAGGGAUUGGAACCGACGACGUGCAUUUCUGUCGUCAGAUGGGUUUGUGGCCCAGUCCUGCACCUCACGGCUGUGUCCAGUUGUGCUCAUCAGUUAAACGGCAGCACAUCCACAGACCCUGAACCCUGCAGGGCUACACACAGCACCGUCAGCGGGUUUCUGUUCUGUUUUUGUAUGAAGACGAGAAGAGCUCCACAGAUGUUCUAGGUGCAGAAGUAGAGGUGGGAGGCCGUGAAGUGAGCCGGUCUGUCGUUCUGUCGCUGAGCGUUGUGCUCUCAUUUCACUCUUUAAGGCUUAGAGGGAGCACUGAAACACUGCAUGUUUUCAACUGUCACCUACACCACCGCCUGUGGUCCGACGACUAACAACUGACAUUAACUACUAGAGUCUGUGUUGUAAAUAAAAGAUGAAUAAACAUUUACUGCUUGCUUUCAGGUUUGCCCUGGUGAUAAAGGUUUGAUUUCCAGCUUUUCCUCUGUGUUUGUAUAAUAGACAAAAAGAAAAGUCACCUGACCCGUCUGGAAAAUGCCACUGGUUCUUUUCUCAGUGUGUUGAACGAUUCUUUUAAUGUCUUGUUUAAGUUUUGUCUUACUGUUUUUUUUCUGUUACCACUCCAACGUUUUUCAUGUAUGUAUCUGUUUUGGAUUGAUUCGACUGAAUUUGGUGAAAUUGUACUAGCAGAUUUUCCUUUGCCCUUCGUGUCUGCCCACGUACUGGCUGUACUGGCUGUACUGGUUGUACUGGGGUUCAGUGCUGAACUCCAGCUGAACUUGAUUUCAGAUUUGUAGCAGUAGUGACGGUAGUAUUUUCUUUCCUGUUUAACUUUUUUUUUUUUAUGAAAUGAACCACUGCUUUGUAAAUGCUCCCUGUGGACUGAGCUCAGGCUCUCAUCUUUAUCCCUUGUAUAAAGUUCUUAAUUGCAGCAAGUAUGUUAAAAUCUGCUUUGUGUAUUCUGUAGUAAUUAACUAGUAAAGCUCUAUUUUGGGAAAUAAGACAAUUUUGAAAAAAAUAAAAUUAAACAGGCCUCCUUGUUAUGCAACAACUUGUUUUUUGUAAAUAAGAUGCCAUGUAAUUGCUGAAAAUAAAUUGUAUUAAACAUGAUGAAGUUGA
This is a messenger RNA of Sphaeramia orbicularis (orbiculate cardinalfish), 3430 nucleotides long. RefSeq names its product family with sequence similarity 199, X-linked (gene fam199x). The coding region runs from base 129 to 1298 and encodes 389 amino acids. The transcript has 9 exons. The record is from RefSeq and is a predicted model, not a curated record. NCBI's taxonomy places the organism in Eukaryota, Metazoa, Chordata, Actinopteri, Kurtiformes, Apogonidae.